Molecule: messenger RNA, 1091 nt
Organism: Toxorhynchites rutilus septentrionalis
Lineage: Eukaryota; Metazoa; Arthropoda; Insecta; Diptera; Culicidae
Gene: Coq5
Product: 2-methoxy-6-polyprenyl-1,4-benzoquinol methylase, mitochondrial
Exons: 4
Coding region: 149-1033 (294 amino acids)
Biological process (GO): ubiquinone biosynthetic process
Molecular function (GO): methyltransferase activity
Source: RefSeq, a predicted model, not a curated record
CGUCGAUUGUGCUGAUUGUGCUCCUUCAACUUCACAACUGUUUCGUCUUUUUGAUCGAAAAAAAACCAUUGACAGUUUCAACCUCAACACUUUUCAUUUGUUUUUGAAAUUUUCUAAAGAAUUCUCGUGAAGUAAAAGGUGUUUCACAAUGUUAUCCUCCACUUCGUCACACAUCCGAAAUGUGCUAUCAUUCUUGUUGCGUCCGGCUAUUCCGUCUCGUUUGGGGCAAACAACAAACCGUUCCCUGCAAACUGCUUCUGAACCUGAGACGCAUUUCGGAUUCGAGACUGUUAAGGAAAACGAAAAAUCGCAAAAAGUCCAUAAAGUAUUCGAAGAAGUAGCUUCAUCGUACGAUUUGAUGAAUGACGCUAUGUCCUUUGGAAUCCAUCGUAUCUGGAAGGAUAUCUUCCUCGAACGCCUAGCACCAAUUGGGGGCGGCAUCAGAUUACUCGAUAUGGCAGGCGGAACAGGGGAUAUCGCGUUUCGCUAUUUGAAAUAUCUGGAUAACUUGCCACAGAACGAAGGAACGCAGAAUCAUGUAACUAUAUCGGAUAUCAAUCAGGAUAUGUUGAAUGUAGGAAAAGAGCGAUUCAAGUUAUUAAACCGAAAGCAGAACAACCACUCUAUUGACUGGGUGUGCGCUGAUGCCGAGAAACUACCAUUCGAGAACAAUUCAUAUAGUGCCUACACGAUAGCUUUUGGAAUUAGGAACGUAACACAUAUCGACAAGGUUUUAUCCGAAGCCUAUCGUGUUUUACAACCGGGAGGACGAUUUCUUAGUCUAGAAUUCAGCCAUGUAACAAACGAUUAUAUAAAAUGGAUAUAUGAUCAGUAUUCCUUUCAAAUGAUUCCACCUAUGGGCCAAAUAUUGGCAAACCAAUGGCAUCCGUAUAAAUAUUUGGUGGAAAGUAUACGAAAAUUUCCCAACCAAGAGGAGUUUAAGAAACUAAUUCAACAGGCAGGCUUCAAAUGUGUUGAAUACGAAAAUCUCACGUUUGGUGUAUGUGCAAUACACUCAGGAUUUAAGCUUUGACCUUAUACGAAUGCGAUUUAGGCGGCAAUAAAUAUAUCCAUGUUUUCUAAGAAACAAA